This is a messenger RNA of Platichthys flesus (European flounder), 6020 nucleotides long. RefSeq names its product lysophosphatidylcholine acyltransferase 1. The record is from RefSeq and is a predicted model, not a curated record. Gene Ontology annotation, molecular function: calcium ion binding. Bases 368 to 1996 code for a protein of 542 amino acids. The transcript is spliced from 14 exons. NCBI's taxonomy places the organism in Eukaryota, Metazoa, Chordata, Actinopteri, Pleuronectiformes, Pleuronectidae.
CAUCGGGCUUAGCAUUCUGGAGCUAACACACUGGGAGCGCUGUGCGUGCGGAGGGAGGAAGGGAAGGCGUCCUGCACACGGGGAGGCACAGAGACAACGGCGACUUCGAACACCUCCAGCUAAUCCUCGAGCUAACCAUUAUCCCUCCAUGCUGCCCGGGGAGGGAAGAUAACGUUAAUAGCCCCGGCGCUGCCACCUCAAUUAGCGAGGCGGUGUGAGGCAGAUAAAGAGGAGGAGGAGGAGGAGGGGGGGACUGCGUUUUUUUUUUUUGGUUUAAAGCGUGAAGACGACCCUCUCUUCCCCGACGGAACCACAGGUUUCUCCCAGCACCGAGGAAAUCCACCCGCAGCCUCGCCUCGUCUUCAGCAUGAGGCUGCCGAGCCACCGACAAUGUGCGACGGAGGCGGACGGGAAGAAGAUGGACCAGCCGCCGCCGUUCAGGAACCCAUUUGUGCACGUCUUGAAAUUCAGCCCCCUGGAGAAGGCGAAGAUUGCAUUGAUGACAGUCACACUAUUCCCCAUCCGUCUCCUCAUAGCUGCAUUCAUGAUGCUGCUGGCUUGGCCUUUUGCCUUCCUGGGCUCAGUUGGGCGCUCAGAGACAGUCGUUGAACCCCAGUGCCUCUGGAGGAGACUGGUGGACAUAAUUCUGAAGAUCAUCAUGCGGGUCAUGUGGUUUGCGGGAGGUUUCCAUUGGAUUACUGUAAAAGGGCAAAAGGCGUUGCCAGCAGAGGCGCCCAUCCUCACUCUGGCACCCCACUCAUCUUACUUUGAUGCCAUCCCAGUCACCAUGACGAUGGCCUCGAUUGUCAUGAAGGCAGAGAGCAAGGAUAUACCUGUCUGGGGCACUUUGAUCAAGUUCAUCAGGCCAGUGUUUGUGUCACGGUCCGACCAGGACUCCAGAAAGAAGACAGUGGAGGAGAUCAAACGCAGAGCUCACUCAGGAGGGGAAUGGCCUCAGAUAAUGAUCUUUCCAGAGGGCACAUGCACCAAUAGAUCCUGUUUAAUCACCUUUAAGCCAGGGGCUUUCAUCCCAGCUGUACCAGUGCAGCCUGUGGUGAUUCGUUACCCUAAUAAACUGGACACAAUCACAUGGACAUGGCAAGGACCUGCAGCGUUUGAAAUUCUGUGGCUGACCCUCUGCCAGCUGCACAACGAGUUUGUGAUUGAGUUCCUUCCCAUCUACACACCCUCAGAGGAGGAAAAGAAGAACCCUGCUCUGUUUGCUAUCAAUGUGAGACGCAUCAUGGCAAAAGCCCUAGGUGUACCCAUCACAGACUAUUCAUUCGAAGACUGCCAGCUGGCCAUGGCAGAGGGCCAGCUCAGACUGCCAGUCGACACCUGUCUGCUGGAGUUUGCCAAGCUCGUCAGGAGACUGGGGCUUAAACCACGGAACAUCGAGAAAGUUCUGGAGGAGUAUGGGAACAGAGCCAGGAAGCUGGAGGGGCAGAAGCUGGACUUGGACGACUUUGCGCAGUUCCUCGACGUGCCAGUUUCCGACAUGCUGCAAGACAUGUUUGCUCUUUUUGAUGAGCAUGAAGAUAACUGCAUGGAUAUCAGAGAGUAUGUGGUAGCCCUAUCUGUCGUAUGCAGACCUGCCAAAACUCUGGAAACGAUGAAAUUAGCCUUCAAGAUGUUUGAGGCAGAGGAGGACGGUGCGAUCACAGAGAUGGAGUUGGCAGUUGUACUGAAGACCGCUUUAGGAGUGACUCACCUCAGCGUGUCGCGUCUAUUUGGGGCCAUCGACUCUGAAGACACAGGAAAGAUUACAUUUGACAAGUUCAGAUGCUUCUUGGAGCAGCACCCAGACUUUGCUGAGGAGUACCUGCACACAGAAAACCCAGGACUUUACAGCGGCCCCUGCCACGGUCACCAAAUAAAGACCAGCUUGUCUUCCCUUAGCCUGCGAGGCACUGCCCCCACCAAAACUUCUAACGGUAUCUGCCCCGAUUUUACCCACAACGACACAAUAGACGGACUCCUCAAGAAACACAACUGAGAAGGUUUAAAUUGUAGUGGGAGAAAACGUACUCCUCUCCUGGUGAGAGGAUGUUAAUAAGGGGCAAAGAGUUGCUGGUUAGAUGUUGUUAACUUGUUUGAACAGUAAGGGACUACAUUUCAGUAACCAUGACGACACAAAUGAAGAAGGUUACCUUACCCUUUUUUAUUAAUACUGUAUCCAUGAAGUUUUUCUGAGGUUGUUUUCUGCCUGGCAACAGUUUAUUUUGUUAUAAAUUCCUUUUUUUCCUUUUCUUUUUUUUUUCAUAGCAAGAAUUGUCAAAAUGCCAAACACUUGUUGUUUCAGAUGAAAUGAUUGAAUACUUGAAGGGCAAGCACUUCCUGGGACAAAUGUAAUUUUUUCUCUUCUCCCUCCAACAUAGUACUGACUGUGCAUCUUUUUAACAAGAGGGAGGCAAGAAAAAGAAUCGAGCCCCAGAGAGUGAAGUGACUUUAAGUGAAAUCAGUGUUCGAUUCUCAUUUUAUUUGUAACUUUUGACGGUUUCUUUUCUGUCAUGGUAGCUGCCUUUUGGGGGUGCAGAAUGCAUGGGCUCAUGUUAUUUUGAGCAGUAUUGAGGAUUAUUAAUCUGACGGUGGGAGGCCCGAGGAUACCAGUGACCAUUGUUUGACCACUACAAGCGUUCAGCUUUAGUUGUCACAUUUGAGGUGAACUCAGGUCUCUAAGAAUUGAUGGUCAUAAUUCCUAUGAGCCUGAUACAUAUAUAUAUAUAUAUGUAUAAACAUAUAUAUACAUAUAAUUAAAUAUUUGAUUUAGCUCAGGGUUCAGUGACAAAAAUGAAAAUUUAAACUUGUAUGAUGUCAUCAUUUUUGAUGCUCACUGAGUUACGUGCAUGUUUUUUGUUCUUAUGACAUCAGUUCUCCUCUGCCCGGUCAUUCCUCAUCCACAUAAACAUCCCUGAUGUUUUCUGUCAGGGCGGCAGAUUCAAGUGUCUUUUUAUUUUUUUAAAUAACACAAUGUGGACCAAAAAUGUAUUUGGUGAUUUGACGUCACCUGUAAAUGUCCUUUUCUUUGAGUCAGUGGUGUAAUGGCUUUUAAAGGAAAAGAUUCACAACGUGUGACCAUUGAAAGCACAUUCUGUUGGCCGGUUAGGUUUGGUUUUCCAAAGGCGAAGGUCAUAGCUUUUCCCUUUUCUGCAUUACACUGUUUUAACUUCAAGUAAGUCCUCCAAUCUUCACAGCAUAUGAUUCCUCAGUCUGUCUGAAAUCUCCAAUGUUCCAGCAUAUUGUCACUAAACAUUGGCCCCUUCGUGUAAAUUUACCAUAUUUCAGAUGUGCAUGUUCUUCACUAACUGACGCUUGUUUUGAAAGUGAAACAAGCACUGUUGCCGUUUAAUCACAUUGUAGGGACCAGUCUGGAAAUAUCCACCUGUGCUAAUAUUUAAGCCUUAUUCUUCAGAUUUUUUUUUUUAAUGUUGGUGUUAUUGGCAUGAAACAUUUGUCACAAAUAUAAUUUAAUGACUUUAAUAACUUCUCACUAAACCUUACAUACAUACUCUGGCUAUAAAAUGUAUUUAUAAUUAUAAAACUGGUGGUCCUAUGACUGGUUGAAAUAAAAUGAAGGAAUAUUUAAGAUAACCAAUUUAUUUUUGAAUUAGGCAAAAAGUAGAACUGUUUAUUAGUAGCUUAUAGUCUUUAAAUUAUUGAUUUUAAAUUAAAGUAACUGGGAACUUAUACUGGGAAGAAGCAAUUCUCCCGGUACAUUUUUACAUUGUCCAGUACUCGUCGUUCUUUUUGUCAGAUUUUAAUACAAGAAACCUAAUCUGAAAUUACAAUCAAGUGACAAAGUGUUUUACAGUGAUGCUUAUUCCAAUCAUCCCAGAGUUUAAUAAUCGGCUGUUUUUUUGGCUUAUUGUCUCUGGAAACAAACAAAAUAUCCUAAAACUAUAGGAAAACACACACAAUGAAAUGUAGAUGACGCUGCAAUUUAUUUAGAAAAGUACGUAUCGUGCUUUAUAUCAUGUUUUAUAGGAAAAUGGUUUGUUAAAGGGAUUACUGCUCCUGAGUAAGUUAAAAUAGGUUUGCAAUCAGUUUUAGUUGUGAUCUAUGAAAUGUUGCUCACUGACAUUGAAUGAAUUUCAGUUUUCCUUUUUUAAAUCAAUGACGUUGUCAGUGAGCAACAUGUUCCCCUCACACUCAUGACCAUGUGCGCUGUACACGUUUCCCUGUUAUGGCUUUUAGUGAAGCAAUAUUUCACAUCCCUUAAGCCUUCUCCAGACGUUUGAUUUUGAAGAGUUCUGGUAUGUAUUUUGAAUAUUCCAAAUGCAGGACAUUUUGUGAAUUUUUGAUAUACGUAUAUGAAUGAUUUUUAUUUUCACUGCCAUGACAGAGAUCUGUGAUCUUCUCUCCUCUGCAGAUUGUAUUGAUGGUGAAAAUUGAGCCACGUGUUAUCAUUUUUUCCUUUGUAUAAUACUGCAGUUGUUUUGUGCUGUAUUCCUCCUACACAGUGUAACGUUUUAUCGUUGUUAUAUUAUUACAAUUAUCGCUGAGUUGACUGCUUAAAAACAAAAUGCAGAUUUCAUAUGGAAACCGAUAGCCUUGAAUCUAUAGAAUUUUUAUGCUAAAAAAACAGAAUGUAUAGACAAUCCUGUCACAAUCAGAAGCUACUCGAAGCGCUGAUCUCCAGUGGACAAAUUUUCCUAACACAGUUCUCAAUUGUACAUUUUCUUUUUAUCCUGUCUCAAUUCGCUUUUGUUUGUUACUUUUAAGGCGUGAAGGUUGAACUAAGCAAAGUGUGAGUGUGUUCAGCGUGUCAGGCCUUGAGGUAACGUCUGCCGCCACAUGACGGGCCACACAGCACAAACACUCGAAACUGUACGCACUCCAGAACUAACAUUUGAUAUGUUCACAAUCCUUUAGUUCCACUUUGUCCUUUUAUCUCUCUGUAUUUGUGCUUGCACUUUAGAUUUUUUAGAUUUUUUUUUUUUUUAAAGCAAACUCACAUUGCUUAAAAGCAUAGGUUAAAGUAUCGUAGCUCACCCCUCUUAUAGUUCUGGAUUCUUAUAUUUGCAAUGGGAGCAUAGAGAAAAUUAGGACCCCAAAUAAAGAGAAGCUGCCCUAUCUUCCACAUUUUAUUUGACUGUAUAUAAGAGUUGAGUUACUUUAAAACACCUUCUAGACCGACUGCUUUGUUUCAGGAUUGUGGAAAGUCUGUAGUUUGAAAAUUACCUCUUAUACAUACAGAGCUCAAUAUCGUACCUAUUUGAAGGACUACAAAUAAUUUGCACCUUGGAAUGGAUUAAGUAUUUAAUGUACUCCAGAGUGAUGUGAUUUUUACAACAGGAUGUUAAAUGUACAAGUCACCAUGUAUGGGGAAAUCCCGCGUUUUUUGUACAUAGGUAGGGGAAUUCUGAUUGUGAUUAAUGACACAUGAUACAAAGACAUGAAUCGAUAUUUUAAUCCUGAAAUGUACUGAGCCACAGUAAACCCCCCUCAUGCAGUUUUGUAAUUUAUUUUUAUUUAAAAACAGAAAACUCCAUUUAAAGGUUGAUGUCACACGUCAUGGGCAAGUCAAAUAUACAUUUAUAUAUUAAAUAUUUUCAAAUAAUUCUGCACUAGGGUUAUAUGAAAAUACUGGGUCCAUUUCAGUUCACACUUGUUUUACUUCCCCUUAUUUCAAAUACCUCACUAGAGGAGAAUCUCAGUUUUCUACUUGCUGAGGAAAAUGUAAACCUGCGAGAGAUAAACCUGUAUUUAUGCUACUGCUGCCUGCGCACCACAGUUUGUCCCGCAGUGAGCCUAAGACGAAAGACUUGUGUACUCUGACCGAGCGAUGGUGUCUUUCUGAUGGCUCUCCGUGUGAGGACCGAGAAACUGAACUCAUCUUUUCUCUGUAGCUUUACUUCCUGUCUUUUUCUAUACUCUACAGGUUUUAUUUUAUUAAUGCAUUUUGAUGAUGAAGAGUCAUUACUGCAAGCUACUUUGAAUUUGUCUGUUCAGGACUGCUAUGAUAUAACUUGUAAAUGUGACUCUUGGAUUGAAUUAAAAAAAGAAAACUUAACGCACAA